GCGUCAGUCGGCUACCGAACAUUCGCGCGUCGACGUCUCUCAUGCAAAUCGCAAAACGUGUCGCAUCGCCAUAAUAUACAGGGUACUAUCUUCGAAUUGAAUUUCGCACGUUUGCGCGUUUCUCCGCGAUCUCCGCUGACACCGCUAUCGUACACCAGUUCCCGAAAUUGCGGUCGAAUCGCGCCAAGACACACUUGUUACGUUCGACAAGAAAUAUCGAGUGAGAAAGAUCGUUUUUUGAAAUCAAAAUCGAAAUUUUUAUUUCGUUGAAGACAAAAUAUAUUUUAGAGACUUGCGUGAAUCAUACUUUCCCCUGAGCGUGAUUCGUGUGAAAGAAAGAAAAUUAAAGACUUUUGUUAAAUUAGUGCAUUGUGUGUGCGUUGAAUCUCGCGGACGGCAAACAUUUGUGUGAAAAAAGUGCCUUCAACUUUUCGAAUUCGUACUUACGUCGAAUUCAUUAUCUUGCGUGUAGUGUCUUGAUUAAGGACGCAACGGAGAGGAAUCGAAGGCUUCUCAUACGAGGAGAUGCGGCCUCGCUGUUGGAGCUGAGACCGCCGCGCCGGCUGCGAAAGUUCGUGGACCCGCAUCCGAAAUCGAUCACGAAAAAGUAAGGAUCAUUCGCAUAAGGAUCAUCAUCCGCGCGCCAUCACCCUCGUAUCCCUCGCUUAAAAAAAAAAAUAAAAAAGCGAGACUGUCAAAUCGAGCUGGGCCUAAAAUAAAAAGAAUCGAGAAGCACGGAGACAAGCGGGAGGAACCGUGAGACGAAGAAAACAGAAUAGAUCAAGAGUGAAAGAGGAGUAGGAGAGAGAAGGAAAAACGAGAGAACCAUUUAUAAUACUCGUUUAUAAAAUAAGAGUCAUCUUUUCGAUUUGAUAAAAGGCAGAAAGAAAAAAGGUCGGAGACACGCCGUGAAAAUCUCUUACACGCGUCAUUGUUUGAUUUCGUGAUCUUUUCGCGUAGAUUUUCUCGCGUAGAGCCUCAAGGGAUAAAGUGAUAUGCGCGCGCGUGCUUUUCUCGCUCGUGCUUGUGUAACGUAAAUCCAGGGGUUCUCGAUAUUCGAUCGACAAGACAGUAAAAGAGAUAAACAGAUCGUACACGCGGACACGCGUACGAAACGAGAGAGGGGUACACGGAGAAACCGAGAGCAAAAAAAUGGCCAUGGUCUCGACAUGUUCUGUUUUGAGGUAUCGUCUUCUGCUGAACGCUGCGCUCCUCACGUGCCUCGUCGUUCUUCAAAGCUCUGCUAUCGCGGGCACGAAGAAAUCGCCCCCGUGUCCAAGCGAGAUAUACUGCCACGGCGAGCUGCUGCACACGAUACAGAUGUCCAGCGUGUACAAGGACUCCAAGCACUUCGUCGACAUGAAAAUGAAACGAUCGGCGAAUGAGACGCUGGCGUCGUUCCGGACCUUUAUGAAGAGCACAAACAACGCGCCGAACAAACAACAGGUGGAGAACUUCAUCAAUGAUACGUUCGAGCCGCCCGGCUACGAAUUCGAGGAGUGGGAUCCAUCCGAUUGGACUGAGAACCCCAAGUUCCUCCAGAAAAUCGAGGAUGACGAGCUGCGAAAAUUCGGCUCCGAUCUCAAUCAUAUCUGGAAACAGCUGGGCAGGAAGAUGCGGGAGGACGUAAGGAUCAACGAGACGCUCUAUUCGAUCAUCUACGUGCCGAAUCCCGUGAUCGUACCUGGUGGCCGAUUCCGCGAGUUCUAUUAUUGGGACUCGUACUGGAUCAUCAAGGGUCUGCUGCUGUCCGAGAUGCACAACACCGUCAAAGGCAUGCUGAACAAUUUCGUGUCGAUAGUGGACAAGAUAGGCUUUAUACCGAACGGCGGUAGAAUCUAUUAUACGAUGCGUUCACAUCCGCCGCUGUUGAUACCUAUGGUCGAUGAGUAUCUAAAAGCCACCCAGGACAACGCCUGGUUGAAGAAGAAUCUCUGGUUGUUGGAGAAGGAAUUCGAUUUCUGGAUGACAAACAGGACCGUGGAUAUCGAAAUAGAUGGGACUAAUUAUACGCUUGCUAGAUACUACGAGGAGUCGUCGGGUCCUCGACCAGAAUCCUAUAAGGAGGACUAUUUGACGGGUGAAAGUUUUCGGACCGCCGAAGAGAAGGACAAUUAUUAUUCGGAAUUGAAAACGGCGGCCGAGUCCGGAUGGGAUUUUUCCAGUCGAUGGUUUGUACACGAGGGUACCAACAAGGGCAAUCUAACAAAUCUCAAGAGUAGAUCGAUAAUUCCGGUCGAUUUGAACACUAUAAUAUAUCGAAAUGCCGUGCUACUGGCGCAGUAUAAUCGUCAGCUGGGCAAUAAGAUAAAGGCCGCGUAUUACGACAACAUAGCGGAGAAGUGGAAGAAGGCGAUCGCGAUGGUGUUGUGGCACGAGGAGGUAGGCGCCUGGUUGGACUACGAUAUCCUGAACGACAUCAAGCGGGAUUACUUUUAUCCAACCAACAUCCUGCCGCUCUGGACGAAUUGCUAUGACACCUCAAGGAGGGUGGAAAUCGUGUCGAAGGUGCUCAAGUAUCUUGAAAAGAAUCAGAUCAUGUUUAAUCAGGGCGGCAUCCCGACCACGUUGGAACAUUCUGGCGAACAAUGGGACUAUCCCAAUGCCUGGCCGCCUCUUCAGUAUUUCUUUAUCGUGUCGUUGAACAACACGGGCGACCCAUGGGCGCAAAGGCUAGCCUACGAGAUCAGCCAAAGAUGGGUCCGUAGUAACUAUAAGGCUUUCAACGAAACGCACAGUAUGUACGAAAAGUACGAUGCGACCGUCUCGGGCGGGCACGGUGGUGGAGGUGAGUACGAAGUACAGCUUGGUUUUGGCUGGUCGAACGGUGUCAUUAUGAUUUUGCUGGAUAAGUAUGGUGACAGGUUGACCGCGGAGGAUUACUUCAUGCCCGGCGAAGUGAUCGAGAACGCGGCACCACCGCAAACCAUUUCAACGGCUGGUCAAAUGCUGACUGGGCUUCUAGCUCUCAUCAUAUCGUUAGCAGCAGGAUUUAUAGGAAUGGUUAUGUACAAGAGACGGCAAUAUUAUGCACCCGGUCCAUCGACGAUGCCGAACAAGAGACAGGGAUUGUCGAGCGGUAGCAAUCUAUACCGGAAGCGAAUCGCGUACACCGAGUUGAAGGACAUGAACAACGAUUGAUGACCGCUCGUCGUCUAGACCGAAUAUCGAUUUAUUACAUGACUAGUGAAAGAAAGUACGCGCACAAGUGUGGAAAGAGAAAAGCAACCGGUAGAAUGAAAAAGCGCCGAAAAUAGAGUCAGGAUCAAGUCACAAAGAUGUUCCGAAAACGCCAGAGUACAGAGCGAUAUAUAUUCGCAGUCCUAAGGAAAAGAGCGAGACUGCUGGUGUGAAACUUAUCGAGGUGUUUAUCUCUACUGAUGAAAAAAAAAAAAAAAUACAGAUGUUCGAAGACAAAAUUAUCGCUUCGGCGACGGUCUUCCAGUCUAUGAAACCAAACAAUGACAAGAUUAAUGACAGCACAGUAUCCCGGAAGCAUUGAAACCAAAGUCUGAGAAUCGCUUGGUUCUAAUCGCUGUUUGAAAAGGUCGAAAAGGAAGCGAGAUAAGUGAGAAACAGGUAUAAUUUAUAUAGUAUAAAAAUUAUAGUAAAGAGGGAAAAUGUGUGCAGGUGCGUGUGCAUAAGACUCCACUCCAACAAUAGCAGGAUUUAGUUUUAGUUUAGCAAAAUAUUAGACAGAAAAAAAUAAUGGAAUUUCGUAAAUUAUUUAUUGAUUUCUUCGACAAGAAGGUACAAUUUUGCGCAGGAUCUUUACACAGCGUCCUUCUAAACAGGAUCUAUUUCAAUGUCAGAAAGGAAGCGUAAACUCUUAUAAAUACGCUGUCAUUACUUUGAUAUAUUAUCUUUGAUAUGUUCUUCUACGGGCUAUUUGUUAGGAUUAUCUUGAAGAUAAUCUCUUUUCAAAUGCGAAAUCAAAACACUAUAACGACCAUUAAAGCGUUGAGCUAAAAAUCCUACGGUGCCAUCCAAAUACGUACGAAAACUAAUUCUGCACAACGUUACAUAUAUAUCCAGCGACUUUUCUUCGCGACGUGAGAAAGUGCGCGCGUUUUUAUGAGUGUUAUAGUGACUCGUGAGAAACGGUUUAAUGAAGCGAUUGAUAAAAAAAACAGCGGCCAAAACAAAGGUUCUGCUAUUUGCAAAUACGAACGAUCGUUUGUAAAAAUGCGAGAAUGACCCAAAAUGCGUAUGUGAUUUAUAGAGAGAUAUGCCCACGUGCAGGCAGGAUAUUGUAAGUAUAAAUAAAUAAAUAAAUAAUUUAUUUAUUCAUACAUUUACAAUGUAUAUAUACAUAAUUUAGAUAAAACGUAGAUAGUGAAUAAUUGACGAUAAACUAUUGAUGAAAUAAACUAUUGAUGAAAUCGUGGUAUUUUUGCUGAUAUUUUUAUAAACGAGCGAACUUAUGUUUAUCCCGCGUAAUGCUAACGAUUGAUCCGCGGGCGUUUGUUCGCUAAGUGUACGACAGUUUAUUUAUUAUCAUUUCUUUUUUCUUAAAUCAGCUCCACAUUAAACUUUGCGAUAUUGUAAUAAAAGGUUGAAAGUUCCUUUGCCAAUCUUUUCGAAAGAGCUUUUACGCGCUCAACUAGUUUUAUUCGUUAGAAUGAGAAUUAUUUCAUGGUAUAUUUAUAUUUCGCUUAACGUUGAUAGUAAGACUUUGUAGAACUAUAUCUUGACAGAGCUGUCGAAAGAACUACUUUCUAGAGCGUAUAUUUAAUUGUAACUGCAAUAUGUUAUUUUGCUCUCUCGUUAUUACGUAGUAUUGUAAGCGCAUGCGACGACCCCAAACGAUAUUGUAAUUUUUUUCACCACGAUAGGACGUUUCUCGGAGUGACGUAGACAAAUCAAUCGAAUAUAUAAAUGAUAAUACACAAAAAUCUAAUUUCCGGCCAGUGUGUAUGAUGCGAAAGUACCUGGUGUUUAUUUGCGACGCAUCCGAGAAAAGCGCGGAUUGUACGGAACCUCUUUUAAUUACGAACGUUCCACAGAUUACGCGAUCUAAGUUAAAUUGUAAAUAAUUUUAUAUACAAUGAUAUACAUAGAAAGAGAAGAGAGAAAUAUGUGGAAAGACAUCUGAUUAGUGUCAUAAGUCGUAAAAAAAAUUCAACAUAUUAAAUAAUCUUUCUUUUUUUUAUAUAUAUAUUUACUUGUAUUACUUAUAUAUAAAUAAAGCCUGUUAGAUUCGUCGAAUAAUUAAUCGAAUGCCUAGAACAACAAGUAAAAUGGACAAUUAAGCAAAGAUAAGUCGAUUUAUAAGAACUGCUAAUAGAGAACGACGAUCUUUUAAGAGAAUUGCCGAUUUUAUCAUAAAUAUAGGGUGUUUAUGUAUGGCAUCAUGCUUGUUGUGAUUCUUGGCUCUUAUUGUCGUCCGUUUAUUUUUAGAACUGUCCCAUACUGUUGCAGCCGCACGUAUAUCAUGUGCAUAUUGCCAAGAGAUGCGAUAAGCAUGAAUCUAAGAUGAACGACGUUACGUAAUAAUUAAUCGGCUGAAAAUAGCUUAAAUUGCGUUCAGCUGUAAUUUAGGUUUUAAUUCAAUAUUAUUAGUGUAUAUACACACACAUUUGAUAAUAUCUGGAAUAUUUCGAGUGAAUUUUCGUUUAAAUAAUGAUGACAUGAAAGAAAAAUGAAGAUAGUAAAAGAGUACAUCAUGAAACAUUAGCAUAUAUUUUUUUUUAUCGCAAGUAUCCUAAGUGUAAAUAGUUUCGUCUUCUUUUCGGAUGUUAUAAUCAGAACUCUUGAUACUCUAGUUAUGCAGUUCUUUAUAGUUAAUUAUUUUAUUUAAUUUGGAUUUUAAUCUAUUCGGUCGCAUUUGUAAAUCGUUAUACAAAUAUUAAAAAGAAAUUUGAUAUGAGAACAAUCAUCUCAAAUUAUAAUUAUUUAAAAGUUUUAUUAUAAUGCAAUAUAUUUGCAUCAUUAAAAAUUUUUUGUGUAAAAUAAUUUGAUGCAGCAAUGAAAUGCGUGUUUUAAAUUGCUAAUUUAUGAUUAUGAUGAAAUUAUCUUACACUUCAAACUUUGUAUGCGAAGAGAACAAUCGUUUCAGAAUUUCGCUUAUUUCAAUUUCGACAAAGCCAAAAAAAAAAAAAAAGUUUCGAAGAUUAUUUUCCUUUUUACAUUUUCGUUUACACGUGGAAGUUGCAACGAAAGGGAGAAAGGAAUGCGUUUAUAUAUAUAAUAAAGUACAUGAAAGUUUACACUAAAAUAUCAGUUAGAUAUAUGCAUAUAUACAUAUGCGGAGAGAUCAAUUUAUUAAAUUUUGUAUGGCGAUAAUUUAUGACGCGGUUCGAUCGGUAUUUGUGUAAUGAAGAUCAAAUCGCAGAUAAACGAUAUAUCUCGUAUGAGAGAUACGCUACCUCAAAGGAAGCGUUCCUAUAUUUUAAUGUGCAUAGGCGUGCGGCGAAAUUCGCAUCACGGAAGUGCAAUUGACGAACUGAUUCUCUUUUAAUCGUGAUUGCUAAACCGUUGAGGGUCUUUUUCACAGAUAGAUUUAUCUUUAUUUAAGCGCGAUUCAGGAUUAUACACAAUGACGAAUGAUCUUGUUUAGUUAUUGGAUAAUCUUAUUCAUUGACAAGAGCAGUAUUAGCAGAGAACGUGCGAAAGCGAAUGGAUUAAGCGUUUUCUGCUGAAAGCAUGUGUCAUAAAUGUUAUGGAAAAUAUAAAUGCACCAUAUGAGUAUUUUCACAGGUUUGCGUUGUAAUAAAUAUUAAUUUUCAAAGGAAUUGUUAGGAGCAUUAUGUUCACUUCUUGCAUCCACAACGUAAAAAGAAAAGAAGACGAUAAUUAGUUUAAAUAAUUUUUCUCUAAUAUUUUGAUAUGUAUAUUAGAGUAAAGAUAUUCCUUUUUCUCCUAUAUCCUUUCAUUAUCAAGUCAUAUUUCGCUCAUAUUUUAUAAAAGUGUGCGAUUUCAAUUAUUUUAAUCAAGAUUUUAAUUAUUAUACAUAUUUUAUAUGCGUUACAUGAGAAAAGAAUGCGAAUUUCAGCCGCGCGAUGAACAUGAGCGAUCAACAAAUUUCGAAAUAAAUGCAAGUAAUGCAAUUUGUAAA
Formica exsecta is the source of this 7057-nucleotide messenger RNA. Its product is annotated as trehalase. NCBI's taxonomy places the organism in Eukaryota, Metazoa, Arthropoda, Insecta, Hymenoptera, Formicidae. The coding region runs from base 1153 to 3141 and encodes 662 amino acids. The transcript has 7 exons. The record is from RefSeq and is a predicted model, not a curated record. Gene Ontology annotation, biological process: trehalose catabolic process. Gene Ontology annotation, molecular function: alpha,alpha-trehalase activity.